Alligator sinensis (Chinese alligator) is the source of this 2326-nucleotide messenger RNA. RefSeq names its product short stature homeobox (gene SHOX). Gene Ontology annotation, molecular function: sequence-specific double-stranded DNA binding; DNA-binding transcription factor activity, RNA polymerase II-specific. The coding region runs from base 110 to 1063 and encodes 317 amino acids. The record is from RefSeq and is a predicted model, not a curated record. Gene Ontology annotation, biological process: regulation of transcription by RNA polymerase II. Gene Ontology annotation, cellular component: nucleus. NCBI's taxonomy places the organism in Eukaryota, Metazoa, Chordata, Crocodylia, Alligatoridae. The transcript has 6 exons.
CUAACCCUAUACAGCCCAUCUUCUACGUGCAAAAAAAAAGCGUGCAGAGGGCGGCCAGAUCUCCUACUGAAAACAAGUGGAUCUCUGUGGAUACGAUCACCGGGCAGCCAUGGAAGAACUUACAGCUUUUGUAUCCAAAUCUUUUGACCAGAAGAGCAAAGAGAGCAGCAGCAGCAGUGGCAGCAGCAACAAGAAGGAGACUAUCACGUACAGGGAAGUUUUGGAGAGUGGGUUGGCUCGAUCUAGGGAGCUGGGAAACUCUGACACGAACCUGCAGGACAUUACUGAGAGCAGCAACCAUUGCCCGGUGCAUCUUUUCAAGGAGCAUGUGGAGAGUGACAAGGACAAGCUGAAAGAGUUCAGCACGGGCAGGACCGCGGAAGGAAUCUACGAGUGCAAAGAAAAGAGGGAAGACGUGAAGUCAGAAGAUGAAGAUGGACAGACCAAGCUCAAACAAAGGAGAAGCAGAACCAAUUUCACACUAGAGCAGCUGAAUGAACUGGAAAGACUUUUUGAUGAGACUCACUAUCCAGAUGCCUUCAUGAGGGAAGAGCUAAGCCAGAGGCUGGGACUCUCUGAAGCUAGGGUUCAGGUCUGGUUCCAGAACAGGAGGGCGAAGUGCCGGAAGCAGGAGAACCAGAUGCACAAAGGUGUGAUCCUGGGCACGGCGAGCCACUUAGACGCCUGCAGAGUGGCCCCCUACGUGAACAUGGGCGCCCUGAGGAUGCCUUUCCAACAGGUAUGCGAGAAGAGAAGGGGACCCUUCUUCUGGAGCCUCCCAGAGAGAGCGAGACGGUGCCACAUGCUGCUUGGGGAGGUGCAGGCUCAGCUGCAGCUGGAAGGCGUGGCCCACGCGCACCCCCACCUGCACCCGCACCUGGCGGCCCACGCGCCCUACCUGAUGUUCCCGCCGCCGCCCUUCGGACUGCCCAUCGCCUCCCUGGCGGAAUCCGCCUCCGCGGCUGCUGUGGUGGCUGCUGCUGCCAAGAGCAACAGCAAAAACUCCAGCAUCGCUGACCUGCGACUCAAGGCCAGGAAACAUGCCGAGGCUUUGGGGCUCUGACACCGUUCAGCGCCCCCCACACCCUUCCUUCUUCUUCUUCUUUUUUUUUUGCUCUGUGUGUGUGAGACCCAGGAUGGACUUAUAACUCUCUCUCCUCUCUCCGUUUCCUCUUUCUCUCAGCACCACCUAAGCUUGACUCUCCAGGCCCCGGGACAAACAACGAUCGCUACUUUUUUUUCUUCUUUUUCUUCUUUAAAACGCUCUGCAAGUCCUUUGAGAGACGAUCUCUACAACCCCUUCUUGAUGAUUACUUUUUUUUCUCCCUCCCCACCCAAAGACUUCACAUCCAAUUGAUCUGAAGACUGGGCUGCCCAUCUUUUUUUUUUUAAAUUACUAUUUUAUUUUGCAGUGCUCUGACACAGCUAAAACUGUUCUACCAGAUGAAAUGCUAGGGUGAAAUCAUCCAGAAAUCCUAGUUAAAAGUCAUCAGAUUAAACACACAAGCACGCGCACACACACAGAGAGGGAAAUCAAAGACUUCCCCCUAUGCAGGAUAAAGUAAGUGGGGGGAAAAAAAUAUCUCUAAAUUAUGCUAAUCUGUGAACAUUGGGACAUUUGGAUUUUGAACCUGGCAAAAGUGAUCCCUUCAGUGUAACAUCAUCUGCUGCUGUCAGCUUUGCUACUUUGUGUAUGCGUCUAUCUAAACACAUUGUUUGAAGAUCAUAAAAUAUAUUAAAACAAAACAAAACAACAAAAAUAAUACUAAUAAAAAAAAUCCUUGGGGCUGGUCUCCAUUAAAGAUGACAUUUCUUUGUUGCCAACAGUAUUAUUUCACUGCCAUGAAUAUCUUCCAUCACUGAGGAGCUGCUGCUGCAGAACUGGUUUGAAUUUAAAUGUGGAAUUUCAGAUCUGAGGCAAGGCAGUUUUUUUUUUUUCUAAAAAAAAAAAAGCAGCAAUAACAAAAAAUGUGCAUCUCAAAUGGCUAUGUCCUUUGAAAGAAAAAAAAGAGAGAAAGAGAGAGAGAGAGAGAGAGAGACAGAGAGAGACCAGAAUUUACCAACCAUUAAUGGUGACUUGAAAGAUGGGAACAAUACGAACGCACCUGUUUUACCCAGAAUCACCUGAACUGAGAUGUAUUGUGCCAUAGGAACAGGUCGACUUUUAAAUUUUCUUUUCCAAAUGUCUGGGAUCUUUGAAUUGAAAUCUUGCUGUUUUACAGGAUGUAGAAGGAACAACUUACACAACAAAGAUGGACAUACGAUUUUAAGGCAUAAUACUGAUGCAGCAUUAAUUUUAGUGAAAUGCAAUUAAGUGCAGUAAAGU